Messenger RNA from Diatraea saccharalis (sugarcane borer), 772 nucleotides. Lineage: Eukaryota; Metazoa; Arthropoda; Insecta; Lepidoptera; Crambidae. The record is from the annotation of a GenBank genome assembly.
ACAGAUCGAUAGAGUGAGUUGUCAACGGAUAUAAAUACUGCAAUCAACUACAAAUGUUUCUUCCGUGCCGAUCAAUUGUACGCAGAAUAUCGGCGUUCGCAAAGGAAACCACCUGCCGUUCAUUACACACAACUGCCGCAGUUAUGGCGCCCGUCAAGGUUGGAGACCAGCUUCCAUCAGCUGAUUUGUUUGAAGAUUCACCGGCAAAUAAAGUGAACACAUGCGAAUUGACUUCUGGCAAGAAGGUGGUGCUGUUUGGAGUGCCCGGUGCUUUUACACCAGGUUGUUCCAAAACCCAUUUGCCGGGAUAUGUGCAAAAUGCUGAUAAAAUGAAGUCUGAAGGCGUUGCAGAGAUAGUCUGUGUCUCUGUCAAUGACCCUUAUGUUAUGUCAGCUUGGGGAAACCAGCAUAACACCAAAGGGAAGGUUCGUAUGCUAGCAGAUCCUAAUGGAGUGUUCAUUAAAGCCCUGGAUCUUGGCACAAAUUUACCACCUUUAGGUGGUUUUCGAUCUAAACGCUUCUCUAUGGUCAUCAACAACAGCAAAAUUGAGGAAUUAAAUGUAGAACCUGAUGGCACUGGUCUAUCUUGCUCACUUGCAGACAAGCUCAAGUUCAAAAAGUGAAUUUAAAAAUGAUACAUAUCUUUUCACAUUUAGAAUUUAAGAUCCUCUGCUUGUGAUUAUGUCAGCUUUACACAGAUCAUAGACUGUUGAAGCACUCUUUGUGAUAUACUGAAAAUUAAUCAAUUACAAUGUAAUACAAUUUUACAACC